Engraulis encrasicolus (European anchovy) is the source of this 2880-nucleotide messenger RNA. It is a transcript of the gene faf1, whose product is annotated as Fas (TNFRSF6) associated factor 1. The coding region runs from base 285 to 2387 and encodes 700 amino acids. The transcript has 19 exons. Gene Ontology annotation, molecular function: NF-kappaB binding; ubiquitin binding. Gene Ontology annotation, cellular component: nucleus; endoplasmic reticulum. The record is from RefSeq and is a predicted model, not a curated record. NCBI's taxonomy places the organism in Eukaryota, Metazoa, Chordata, Actinopteri, Clupeiformes, Engraulidae.
UAAAAGAAAAAGUGACGAUUUCACUGAAGAGAUCAGACAACACGGCCCGAAAGUGCGGGUUUUGCAUUUUAGCAGCCGCAUUUUUACUAGUACUGGUCUCUGUCGUUUUUGUCAUUUAAUGACUAAACAUUUUACAUGAACCCCUAGUCACUUUGUGGCCGUGUGUUUGUGUGUGCGUGCGAGUGUGUUUGUGUGAGACGGAUAACGGCUAGUUAGCAUUAGCUAGCUUCUGAACCUAGUUAUAGACCAGUGGAAAAGCUAGCUAGCAUUUGGCAGUCAUUGCAAUGAUGGCCUCCGAAAGCGGUAGCAACAUGGAUAGAGAGAUGAUCCUGGCUGACUUUCAGGCUUGCACCGGUAUUGACAUUGCGGAAGCAAUUACUCUCCUAGAACUCAACAACUGGGAUUUGGUGGCUGCCAUCAACGGAGUAAUACCACAGGAAAAUGGGAUCUUACCAAGUAACUACACCAGCGAGGGCUCCCAGACGCCUCCGUUUGGCCCCCACGGCCAGGUGCCGCCCUCUGCAGCAGAGGCGGCCGCGGCGGCAUCGGCAAACACGGGGGCGGGAGAAGCUCCGGCGACGGCCUCGGCCUCGAGCCACCCGACGGCCUCCUCCUCCUCCUCCUCGUCUUCCUCCACCUCCUCGCCCGCUGCUGCUGCCUUCUGCCCGGCGGCGCGCCACAUCGUGGAGAGACAGCCGCGCAUGGUGCACUUCCGGGUGGACUACCGUCAGCGCUCCGUGGAGGUGGUGCUGGAGGACUCCAGCUCAGUAGGUGAAAUCAAACAGAUUCUGGAGACAGAGCUCCAGGUGCCCAUGGCCAAGAUGCAGCUGAAGGGUUGGAAGAGCGGUGACGUGUCUGACAGUACCGUGCUGAAGAGUUUACAUUUACCCAAGAACAACAGCCUGUAUGUCCUGACCCCAGACAUCACGCCCUCUGCCAGCACUAGCCAGAACAGCACACACGAGUCAUUAAAUCAGAACUUCCUGCUGGUGAUCAGCCAUCGCGAGGCCCAGAGAGACUACAGCCUGAACUUCCCUGCCAGCAAAACCAUUCAGGAGGUGAAAAGAAAUAUCUCGGACCUGACGAAUAUCCCCGUGCGACACCAACAGUGGGACGGAUGGCCAGCCUCGGCGUCUGACGAUUCGAUGACGCUCGCUGCUUCAGGCAUCAGUUACCCGUGCCACCACCUGAGUGUGUGCCGCCGCUCGUCCCCCGCCGCCCCCUCAGACCAGGCUGACGAAGUGCCCGGCCCCAGCCCCGCCACCCACAACCCGUGUUCAGAUAUCCAUAUGGUUAGUGACAGCGAGGGGGACGAUUUCGAGGAUGCCCCAGAGUUUGGCGUUGACGAGUCUGAGAUCUUUAACAUGGGGAGCUCCUCAGGAUGUCGGAAGUCGCCAAUGAUGCCAGACAACAGUGAAAAUGAGGGUGAUGCCUUACUGCACUUUACUGCCGAGUUUUCCAAAAGAUACGGAGAAUGCCAUCCAGUCUUCUUCAUCGGCUCCUUGGAAGCAGCUUCGCAAGAGGCCUUCUACGGCAAAGCCAGAGAUAGGAAACUGCUGGCCAUCUAUCUCCACCAUGACGACAGUGUCCUCAGCAACGUCUUCUGCUCCCAGAUGAUGUGUGCCGAGUCCAUAGUCUCCUACCUGAGCCAGAACUUCAUCACAUGGGCCUGGGAUGUCACUAAAGAGGCCACCAAAGCCAGACUACUCACAAUGUGCACGCGGCACUUUGGAAGUGUGGUAGCACAGACCAUUCGAACGUACAAGACGGACCAGUUCCCACUUUUACUAAUCGUCAUGGGCAAGCGGACAUCCAACGAAGUAUUACACGUCAUACAAGGCAACACAACAGUAGAUGAGCUGAUGAUGAGACUAAUGGGAGCAAUGGAGAUCUUCACAGCCCAGCAGCAGGAGGACAUCAAAGAUGAGGACGAGCGGGAGGCCAGAGAAAUGGUGAAGAGGGAACAGGACGAGGCCUACCGCCUCUCCCUAGAGGCAGACCGCAAGAAGAGGGAAGCACAGGAGCGUGAAGAAGCAGAACAGGUGCGCCUGAAACAGAUCAAGAGGGAGCAGGAAGAGGAGCGAGAGGCGAUCCGGCUGACGUUGGAGCAGGCCUUACCGCCGGAGCCCAGCGAGGAGAGCGGCGAGCCAGUCAGCAAGCUGCGCAUCCGCACGCCCAGCGGCGAGUUUCUGGAGCGACGGUUCCUGGGCAGCACAAAGCUCCAGGUGCUCUUCGACUACGUGGCCUCCAAGGGCUACCCCUCGGACGAGUUCAAGGUCCUCACCACCUUCCCGCGCAGAAAUAUUACGCAAUUGGACCCGGGUUCGACCCUGCUUGAGGCCAAGCUCUUCCCCCAAGAGACGCUCUUCCUGGAGGCUCGGGAGUAGCAGCACUGCCCCCCACCCCCAAUACCCCCAUAACCAUAGCCCACCACCACCCCCUGCCGCUGACGGGGACUGGAACGAACGGAGGACAGGACACCCCAAGCAUGGUCCCACAGCGUCCAGAGACCACCCUAAGAGACUCUCAAUUGCACACAGAUGAACACACACACACACACACACACACACAAAUGAACACACACACAAUUUUAAACAUGGACGGACACUAAUGAGCGCGCACCCACACACACACAGAUUUAAAACUCGCCAGUGGGUUGUACAUGAAUGCUGAGUGUACAAGUCUGCACAGAGAAGCUACUCACAAGCACACAAUGAAUACGAACACACAGACACAGGCACACACAUACACAUACAUACACACUCUCCGUACACGAUUUUGCCGUGUUUUCUUUUUCUUCUUUUUUGUCAGCCCACAUUUUUGAAAUGUAAAAAAAAAUAAUAAUAAUAAAAAAGAAAAUCCUACAAACAGUAACUUAAA